AUUAUCUUUGCUCUGUAUAAUCUUUGUUUCUCACUCUUCUUUGCUGGGCCACCGGCAAAGCACAGAGUAAUUAUUAUACCUUACAGAACCAGCAAUCCUCACUCAUCAUCAUCAAAUCCUCUUCCGCUGUCUCUUCUACUUCCUUCACUUUUCUUCUUGGAAGUUAUUAAUGGCGAAGGAAUUUGAAAACGGAGAGAUUUGGCUUCUACCGGAGUUACUUACUGACGGUGACUUACUCAUGGACUAUAAGGUUAAGAAGGAUGCACUCUACUCUCCUUUUGAUUGGCCGUCUUCCGGUCUUACCUCGCCGGAAACUGAGAGUGAUGAAGAUGACUAUCUUGCUGGAUUGAAUCGGAAAAUGGCGCAGACUAAGCUUAAUGAUGUGUUUUGGAAAUCUGAUACUGGGUUCGGAUAUGAGAAUCAGAAGGUUAUGGGUAUGGCUGGUUCUCCACAAUCUACUUUAUGUGAUGUUUUGGGAGGUUGUGGAUGUAUAAGUCCAAACUGUCCUUCACGUGUAACUUCGCCGCCGCUGCCGAUUCCGAUGCCGGCGACGGCGGCUGCUGGUGCAGUACCUGUUAUGAUGAAUAAUCGAAGUGAUGGUGCUCGAGAUCUGUUAUUUGCUGCUGCUGGUGAGGUUGCUAGGAUGAGAAUGUUGGAAGAUGUGAGUGGUUAUUAUCAGAAUCCUCCUUCAUCACAGAAGCUGAAUCCUGGGUUUUACCAUAAUGAUUCUUCUGUUACUUAUAAGCAACUUCAAGUAGCACAAUUUCAACAGUUGAAGCAUCAGCAGAUGAUGAAACAACAAGCAUUAACUGCUUGGGAACAGAUGAAAACUGCUAACAUGUAUCAACAAAUCCACCGUGAAGCAAUCGAAAACAGGGUUAGGAAUCUUAACCGUCCAUUAGGGCUUUCCCCAUCUGCUUGGCCGACUCUUCAACAAUCUCAACAAGCUCCACCCAGUUCUGGUAUGAGAGCUGUUUUCCUUGGAAACUCCGGUGGAAAACCUGAACGCGCCGGUACUGGUGUUUUCUUGCCCCGGCAAGCAAAUACCCCUGCUGAAAACCGCAGGAAAUCCGAAUGCUCUACAGUUUUGCUUCCAGAGAGAGUUGUCCAGGCUCUGAAUCUCAACAUUGAAUCUCAAUAUGAUGCUGCUGUGAAACAUCGCAAUGGGGUGGAAAUGGCAAUGAUGGCCCAGAGGCGUAACAAUAUGAUACUCCAGCAGCAGAAGCAGCAACACGCAGUUAAUCAAGAAAUCCAACUUCCACAGGAAUGGACUUAUUGAAGGAGAAGGAAAAAAGGGUAUCUACAAUACUGAAGAAUGAAUGAAAUAGCCAGUGAUUUUAGGGUUAGUAGUGACAGAUAGAAAAGAAGAAGAUGAUGAAGAAGAAGAAGAUGAAGAUUGGUUUUGUUUGUUUUAGGCGAGCGGUUUGAUUAGUAUAAUAAUGAUAGUUAUAAUGAUAAUAAUAAUAUAAUAAUGAUGAUAAUAAUAAGAAAAGAAGUGGAGGGUUUGCUUGUUUUGAAGCAUAUCAUAUAAUAGAUGGGUGGGAUGGAAUGGAAGGAAGGGGGAGUGAUGUUUUGUAUGGUUUGCACAACCAUUGUUUUCUUCCUCUUUUGAACUCAUAUGGAAAUUGUAUUGGGCAUUGUUAUUUUUAGUUAAAGAAGAAUUAAUGAAUGAUUAAAUUUAUUUCUAUUA
Molecule: messenger RNA, 1690 nt
Organism: Impatiens glandulifera
Lineage: Eukaryota; Viridiplantae; Streptophyta; Magnoliopsida; Ericales; Balsaminaceae
Exons: 5
Coding region: 170-1279 (369 amino acids)
Source: RefSeq, a predicted model, not a curated record